ACCAGCAAACGUUAAACACGUGAAAUACGCUUAGCGUAAACGGUUCGAAAUACACAAGAGUACAUAUUUUAUAAAUUUAAAAUAGAACGAAGAAUAUAUUAUUUCUUCAUACAUUAAAGAAGAAUAUAAUAAGAUUUUGUUUUAAAAAUCGCCAUAAAGAUUUCGUAAGCAAAAAUUCAACUUGCAUCAGCUUUUUUUUUAUUAAAAAUAAAACAAAAAUGUGCUAAAUUUUUCAAAAAAUAUUAAAUAAUAAACUAAAAAAUCCUAAAAAUAUAAAAAGAAACUCUGCUGUCAUUUGGCUCUCCUAUGACGUAGAAUAUUGAUGACAAAACAAAGUGCGCAACAGAAUAAAUGAAAAAAGAGUACAAUUUGUACAAAGAGUGAACAAAAUAAAGAGAACCUAACAAUAAGCAAACCAAGUGUUGUAAAAAAAAAAUUUUAAAAUUAAUAAACAAUUAUAGUGUUAAACACUUUAAAUUUUAUAAAACAAAAAUGGAUACCUCUGCCACUAACCCAAACACAACUGCUGUUAAUACAGCCGCCGCCGUCACAGUAAACAAAAUCCCUUAUUCACAGCCUGGCUCACCAGUGCCUUCGGAAAUAGCUGCCAACACGCGCAACUCCAGCAGUAGUUCUAAUGUUUAUACACCACCCGGUACUCCCUCCUCUUCCAGCCUUUCCACCCCCAAGAAAAACUUCCUAGAUGCUGUUAUGCUACAAACCCUGCGCAAGAAACUUGCCACCCCUGGUGGUGCCUUUGAACUGCAAUCUUUGCGUUUGGAUUCUUCUCUAGAUGCUGCCGUUAAUGUGGUUAAGGAUCGUUAUGUUAUAUCCGCCAAACCCAAACAUAUACCCGCCGCUGCCUUUGCCAAGGCUCCCUCCUGCUAUCGUCAUCUAGUGGAUAUGAAUAUGUCUAAUCUUAAAUGUACCGAUAUCUUUACCGGUGAACAGUUCCUAUGCAAGGUAAUCAAUGAACCUUUGCACAAAGUCCAGCAGGCCUACUUUAAACUACAGCAGGAACCUGAUCAAUGCCGCAGCUCCAUAUAUGGUCAUCAGCUUAUACGGGGUGUCAAGGAUAUUGUGGCUCUUAAUAGCCAGCGCACCUAUGUGAUUUUAAACUCCCCACAACCUGUUAAUGCCUGUGAUACCACCGUGGGAGUAUUUGAAGAUUUACAUACUUAUCUGCGUGACAAGCAUCGUUUAUCGGAAGCCGAAACCCGCUGCCUAUUCCAUCAGAUCUGCGAGACCGUUUUGGUGUGUCAUCGUAAUGGCAUAAUUUUACGUGAUCUUAAGCUGAAAAGAUUCUUUUUUGUCGAUGAAGCAAGAACCAAACUUCAAUAUGAAUCUCUAGAAGGUUCCAUGAUCCUGGAUAAUCCUGAGGAUGAUACUUUAAGUGAAAAAAUUGGCUGCCCUCUAUACACCGCCCCCGAAUUACUCUGCCCAGAACCCACCUAUAAAGGCAAACCUGCUGAUAUGUGGGCUUUGGGUGUAAUACUCUACACCAUGUUGGUGGGUCAAUAUCCUUUCUUCGAGAAAGGCAAUAGCAAUCUCAUUACCAUUAUUAGACAAUGUUUUGUACAACUACCCGGUCAUCUAUCACGUUCCGCCCGCUGGCUUUUAUUAUCUUUACUAAGGAAAAACAUUUCUGAUCGUGUGCCCAUAGAGCAUAUCUUCCUCUCACCCUGGUUAAAAGAACAAAAACCCUUCCAUAUGUAUAUACCCGUUGAUGUGGCCAUACCCGAUGAUGAGGAUGAUUGUCUGAGCGACAAUGAUGCAAUGGAUUGUAUGGAUAUUGUGGAAGAUGAUGGCGUACAGCCUUUGGAUUAUUCCUGCAGUACCUUAAGUCUGAAUUAUGUUAAUGAUUCUUAUGCUGAAAUGGGUUGACCCUGGUGUUGUCUUUCUCAACACUAAGCAGCCAGCAUAAGUUUGUAGCUUAUGCUCGAAGCUAAAGACUCUUGUAAUCUUUUUUAAGCGCUGGCGCGCUAGCUUCGUUGUUAUAGUUGCUCUUCGUUAAAUCAAAAAGGGUCAAAGUUCUCCUCCAACUAAACAAAACGUCAGCUCCUAGCCACGGGUUAAUGUCAUUGCUGUUUCGCCAACGCCUUCUUCGUUUCUUUCUUAAGAAACUCAACUCCUUGAAAACCCACCUUCUAAGUGAGAGAGUGUAAGACUGUCUGUUGGACACCUUAAACAUAGGCUAAAGGCCUUAAGUGUGUCUUUUUCCAAUCCCCCGCCCUUCCAAGUUACCAGUUUACACUUUUUUCCCCC
Lucilia sericata (common green bottle fly) is the source of this 2265-nucleotide messenger RNA. RefSeq names its product tribbles. Gene Ontology annotation, molecular function: ATP binding; mitogen-activated protein kinase kinase binding; protein kinase activity. The transcript is spliced from 2 exons. Gene Ontology annotation, cellular component: nucleus. Lineage: Eukaryota; Metazoa; Arthropoda; Insecta; Diptera; Calliphoridae. Gene Ontology annotation, biological process: positive regulation of proteasomal ubiquitin-dependent protein catabolic process; regulation of MAP kinase activity; protein phosphorylation. The record is from RefSeq and is a predicted model, not a curated record. The coding region runs from base 493 to 1884 and encodes 463 amino acids.